Rhizophagus irregularis DAOM 181602=DAOM 197198 is the source of this 624-nucleotide messenger RNA. RefSeq lists its product as uncharacterized. The record is from RefSeq and is a predicted model, not a curated record. NCBI's taxonomy places the organism in Eukaryota, Fungi, Glomeromycota, Glomeromycetes, Glomerales, Glomeraceae.
AUAUAUUACAUAUAUUAUACACAUAUCAGGUACCCGAUAUGUACCCAAUAGCACCAAUUUUGACCAGUGGUAACUUGAGGUACAUAACAUGCUACGCUAAAAAUGGUGUUUCAGUUUUCAUUACCGGAAGUUAUUGUUAAAAAACCAGAACCAAUACGUGAUCUAAAUAUUGAUACACAAAUCUUUGAAAUAUCAAAAAAAAUGCGAGAUAUUAUUUUCAAAAUAAAUGAAAUUUUUAUAAGUUUGCUGGCAUUCCGGUACAAUGAAAGACAAGAACUAGAAUACAAUAAGAUUGAUCUUAAAGCAAUAAAUUCAGAAAUAUUAAGGCAAACAGAAUUCGGCUGUAAUCUUCCACCUCUAAACGUAGUCAUACUAGAACCAAGUGGAUCCCCAAAUGAUGAUAACGAAAUCUUACGUGCUAUGGAAAUAUAUAGAAGAGAUUUUUCUUUGGAGGAGAAUGAUUUUCUAGAUAUUUGUGCAGAUGAGGCGAUAUUUAGACGAUUAAUUAAAUGCCGCAAUAAAUCAGAAAAUAUACGGCCUAUUCUUGGUCAGUGGCACACCUCAAAGGAUAUGAUGAGCGCCUUGGUUACAUUCACUAGUCGAAAAAAGAAUAUUCGGCCUUAA